Messenger RNA from Cydia fagiglandana, 1100 nucleotides. Its product is annotated as leucine-rich melanocyte differentiation-associated protein-like. The transcript has 6 exons. The record is from RefSeq and is a predicted model, not a curated record. NCBI's taxonomy places the organism in Eukaryota, Metazoa, Arthropoda, Insecta, Lepidoptera, Tortricidae. Gene Ontology annotation, biological process: melanocyte differentiation. Gene Ontology annotation, molecular function: protein binding. The coding region runs from base 16 to 1011 and encodes 331 amino acids.
ACAUAAAACUGCAAUAUGCCGCAAGCAACCACUUUAACGAACAUCUUAUCUGGAAACUUCUAUACGAUCCUAAACAUAGGCAUCUUCGUGUGUACGUUCGUAGAAUCCUAUAUGUUCCCGUUCACUAUAAUUAAAUGGAUGAUAAUUCUCGCCAAAUAUAGAGACGUUGGGAGUCUGUUAAAAGGGUGUAUAGCGAGUCCGGUUACGCCGUCACGGUCACGGUAUAAUUACACAUUGAAACUGAUGACUAUGUACAAUAGUCGGAGAGUUGAGGCACAAACGGUGACGCAAAGCGAAUCUUAUGUGAGCGUUGUUAUGGAGAGCGAUAGAGGAGAAUCUUAUGAUGAUAUCCAGUUGACCUAUUGUGGGCAGGAUUGUCAACGAAUACCACCUGCGCUGUGGAAAAUGUAUGGUGACAAAGUCAGAUAUUUAGACCUUAGCUACAACAGCAUCGAAACCUUGAAGGGCCUGGAGCAAUUCCCACGGCUGGACGAGCUGAUACUGGACAACAAUGAGAUAGGGGACGGGGUCGGGUUCCCCUCGCUGCCUCAUCUGCGGACUCUCUCCCUCAAUAACAACCGGAUUACGGAUCUGGAGGGAUUCGUGAAUAAAAUCAGUGAAUGCUUCCCGUCCUUGUCGUAUCUAAGCCUCCUCAGCAACAAGGCCUGUCCCAACCAACUUUCAGACCUUGAUAAAGAUGAAUCCGAUUAUCAAAGAUACAGAUACUUCGUAAUAUACAAGCUGAGCAACCUACGUUUCCUGGAUUCUCGGCGCGUAAGCUCAAGCGAGCGCGCGCAGGCGGAGACGCGGGGCUCGUUCAUGCGCGUGCGGCGCCCGCUGCCCGAGCCCGAGGACACCAGGCCCCGCGCCGGCGCCGCGGGCCGGGUGCGACCGCUGCCGGUGGACUUUAGCGCGUUGGGCAAACACAGAGGAGCCUACGGCAAAUGCAACUAUAAGUACACCGGCAAGCACUCGGAGGGCAACAGGUUCAUCGUGAACAGCGAUUUGUGACGUCAUCACAACCGUAUCACUACAGUUGUCAAGUGAAAUAGAUUUUAGGGAUUUGGGCCAUACAUUUUAUACUUGUUUAUUAAUAUAAA